Molecule: messenger RNA, 3506 nt
Organism: Diabrotica balteata
Lineage: Eukaryota; Metazoa; Arthropoda; Insecta; Coleoptera; Chrysomelidae
Source: the annotation of a GenBank genome assembly
AGAUCGAACCAGUGGUAGGAACAUCUAAUAUUAACUACACAGACGCAGUAGCAGACAUAAUUCCUACUGAAAUGAAAACAUCAUAUUGGACACCGAUAGUUAUUUGGCUAAUAAACAUUCUCACUACAUAUAUUUGCUACGCUUUUGGAAAAUUUGCAUGUAAAAUUAUGAUCCAGUCCAUGAGCUUCGCAUUACCUGUAAAUCUAGCUGUUCCCGUCCUUUUAACAGCUUUGGUGUCGAUGUGCGGUAUGUAUAACAAGAAUGAAUGCGCUUACACCAACAUUUUCCUGCGUACUUAUUCUUCAAUACUCCAACCAUGUCGAGGCUUGAAGAUUUUAUUGGUCAUCAAUAUUCCUGGAUAUGGUUUUUAUGGUUGCUCUCUCAAACAUGGAUAACUAUUCACAUUUGGUCUAACGACCACGAAAAACUGAUGUCAACAGAACAACUGUUACGUAAACCGAUGUACGACGCUUUUUUAAUUGACCAAUCGCUUGCUAUGAAUAGACGAAGAGAACAUGAUAGACUCAUUAAAAUUGGAGAAAACACUGAAACCGAAAAUUUGACUCAUGAUAAAAUAACAAGGAUAUAUGCAUGCGCGACUAUGUGGCAUGAGACUAAAGAAGAAAUGGUUGAAUUUUUAAAAUCUGUCUUUAGAUUGGAUGAGGACCAAUGUGCUCACAGAAUUGUCCGACAAUAUUUACAGUUCCAAUUGCCUGAUUACUACGAGUUGGAAACUCAUAUAUUCUUCGAUGACGCCUUUAUUCGACAGUCACAAGAUGACCAAGAUCCUCAUGUUAAUGAAUAUGUUCUAUCUUUAAUUGAUACUGUCAGUGAUGCGGCUAGUAAAGUACAUGCUGUGAAUUGUAAAAUUAAACCACCAACUGUAUACUCAACUCCAUAUGGGGGCAGAUUAGAAUGGACAUUACCAGGUAAAACUAAGAUGAUAGCGCAUUUAAAAGAUAAGGCCAAAAUAAGGGCUAAGAAACGAUGGUCACAGGUUAUGUACAUGUAUUAUUUAUUAGGAUUCAGGAUUAUGGACAACGAUCAGCUUGAAGCAACAGAAAUUAAAAACAUGGCCCACAAUACAUAUAUCCUUGCUUUAGACGGAGAUAUCGAUUUUCAACCCGCUGCCGUACAUCUCUUGGUGGAUUACAUGAAGAAAAACUCCAGCUUGGGAGCUGCAUGUGGUAGAAUUCAUCCAGUCGGUUCAGGUGCAAUGGCUUGGUAUCAGGUUUUUGAAUAUGCCGUUGGUCAUUGGCUUCAAAAAGCAACCGAACACGUCAUUGGUUGUGUACUUUGUAGUCCUGGUUGUUUUUCUUUAUUCAGAGCUGGAGCCCUUAUGGAUGACAAUGUUAUGGCAAAAUAUACCACAGAAUCUUCAGAAGCACGACACUAUGUACAAUAUGAUCAAGGUGAAGAUCGUUGGCUGUGUACGUUAUUAUUGCAGAGAGGUUACCGUGUAGAAUAUUCAGCAGCUUCUGAUGCCUACACCCAUUGUCCAGAAGGUUUUAAUGAAUUUUAUAAUCAACGAAGAAGAUGGAUGCCUUCCACCACAGCAAAUAUUAUGGAUUUACUGACAGAUUACAAACAUAUUGUUUCAAUCAACGACAACAUAUCCAAAUUAUACAUUUUGUAUCAAGUAGUCAUUAUGAUUGGUACAGUAAUUGGUCCUGGAACUAUUUUUCUUAUGUUAGUUGGAGCUUUUGUGGCUGCUUUUAAAAUUUCACAAUACGAGAGCUUGAUUUGGAAUGCUGCCCCAGUUCUCGUCUUUAUAAUAGUAUGUGCCACGUGUAAAUCAGAUACACAAUUAUUCUUUGCUGCUCUUAUCACUGGAGUGUAUGGUCUUAUCAUGAUGACAGUAUUCGUUGGUAUGAUGAUCCAGAUCGAACAAGAUGGUUGGCUGGCUCCUUCAUCUCUUUUCUUAGUGGCCACAAUGGGAGAGUUUUUGAUAGCGGCGUUAAUGCAUCCGCAAGAAUUCUACUGCCUCAAAUAUUUAAUUAUUUACUAUGUUACUAUUCCCAGCAUGUAUAUGUUGUUGGUAAUAUAUUCAAUAUUUAACAUGAAUAAUGUAUCAUGGGGUACCCGGGAGGUCACUGUAGCACCUAAACCGCCAGAGGCAAAUCAGGAAAAUGCACCGAAAGCAGCGCCUGCUCCUGCGUCAACAGCAAACCAACCAUUAUCAUUUUUGGGUAACUCAAAACAUAAUGCGGGAUCCUUUGAGUUUUCUUUCGGGGGUCUUUUUAAAUUACUGUGUUGUACUUACGAUAGUAAAGGCGAGGAAAGGGAAAUGCUUAGGAACAUACAAACUUCCAUUCAAAAUAUGCAACGAAAAUUGGACCAGUUGGAGAAGAAUAAACUAUCUAGAGAUUCGAUUCUGGAACCAAGAAAAACCGCUAGACAAACUGAGCUUUUCGUGGGUUUGAAAGCUGCAAGAGCUUCACAAAUAGGGACUCCUCUAGCACAAACACAGGAGUUCGCUAAUGAAGAUGGCGAUGCUGUUGACGGCGAUGAUGAAGAUGAUUAUUCAAAUAUCACUGCUUCGGAAGACGUUGAGGCCAAUAGCUGGUACUACGACGGUAAUCUCAUUAAAAGCGGGGUGGAAUUCAUUGAUAAGAAAGAAAAAAAAUUUUGGGAGAAACUUAUUGAAAAGUACCUGACUCCACUAGAUGAUACUCACAAAAAGGACGCUGUCGCUAAAGAUUUAAAGGACUUAAGAGAUAGAAUGGUCAUGACAUUUUUUAUGUUGAAUGCGCUAUUUGUAUUAAUAAUAUAUCUUCUAAACUUACAACAGGAUAUAAUUCACGUUAACUGGCCCGUUAACCCUAAAGUAAAUUUCACUUAUGUCACCGACGAAAAUAUGAUAAUUAUUCAGAAGACUUAUCUGCAACUACAACCUAUAGGAUUUGUAUUUCUUAUUAUGUUCUCUGCGUUAUUGCUUGUUCAAUUUAUUGGUAUGGGUAUUCAUCGUUUUGGUACCUACUGUCAAAUUAUGGCCAAUACUCAUAUAGACUUCAGUCUUUUUGGAUCAGAACAAGUCAAAAAUUUAACAGAAAAAUCGCUGUUGGAAAGAGAUCCCAUAAAAAUAUUUAAGCAACUCAUCAGAUUACAAGGAAUAAAUGACGAAAUCGAGGAAGAGAAUACUCCAGUAAUAAGAAGGGAAACAGCUCAUUGGUUAGCUUUAAAGAGAGAAAAGAAGCCUCAGCCAGUAAUAGAAGACUUAGAACAGGCCUUCUAUAAAAGAUUGAGUCUAUUUAAGAAAGGAGUAUAUAAAGAGGAAAAUUUGCCUAGAGACACAAUUCCUCAAAUAGCUAGAAUACGAAACACAAUAAUGAGGAGAUCUCAAAUCACAGAAUUCACAGGUGGAUUAUCAAGAAACCACGAAAGACCAAAUAGUGCAAUAUUUCUUGAAAAUCCCGCUGAAAAUGAAGCUGAGGGUUAAAUAUUUAGUAAAACGUUUAAAAUGUAAUUAUUAUAUUGUCUAAGUGUUAUAUUAUUAUUUUAUAUUU